GCGACGGCGGCGGCGGCGGCGGCGAGAAGAUGGCGACUUCGAACAAUCCGCGGAAAUUCAGCGAGAAGAUCGCGCUGCAUAACCAGAAGCAAGCGGAGGAGACGGCGGCUUUCGAGGAGGUCAUGAAGGACCUGAGCCUGACGCGGGCCGCACGGCUCCAGCUCCAAAAGUCCCAGUACCUACAGCUGGGCCCAAGCCGUGGCCAGUACUACGGCGGGUCCCUGCCCAACGUGAACCAGAUUGGGAGCGGCACUGUGGAUCUGCCCUUCCAGCCCAGCGGAUUUCUGGGGGAGGCUCUGGCAGCGGCUCCUGUCUCUCUGACACCCUUCCAGUCCUCGGGCCUGGACACCAGCCGAACUACCCGGCAUCAUGGGCUAGUGGACAGAGUGUACCGGGAGCGUGGCCGGCUCGGCUCCCCACAUCGCCGGCCCCUGUCAGUGGAUAAACAUGGAAGGCAGUCAGACAGCUGCCCAUACGGGACCGUGUACCUCUCACCACCUGCGGACACCAGCUGGAGAAGGACCAAUUCUGACUCUGCCCUGCACCAGAGCACAAUGACGCCCACCCAGCCAGAGCCCUUUACGGGUGGGUCCCAGGACACGCACCAGAAAAGAGUCUUACUAUUAACAGUCCCGGGAAUGGAGGAGACCACAUCGGAGACGGACAAGAACCUUUCUAAGCAAGCUUGGGACACCAAGAAGACAGGGUCCAGGCCCAAGUCCUGCGAGGUCCCCGGAAUCAACAUCUUUCCAUCUGCCGACCAGGAAAACACUACAGCCCUGAUCCCCGCCACCCACAACACGGGGGGCUCCCUGCCUGACCUGACCAACAUCCACUUCCCCUCCCCCCUCCCGACCCCGCUGGACCCUGAAGAGCCCACCUUCCCUGCGCUGAGCAGUUCCAGCAGCACCGGCAACCUCGCAGCCAACCUGACACACCUGGGCAUCGGCGGUGCUGGCCAGGGGAUGAGCACGCCUGGCUCCUCACCGCAGCACCGCCCACUGUCCCUGAGCACGGAGGCAAGGCGGCAGCAGGCCCAGCAGGUGUCACCCACUCUCUCCCCGCUGUCACCCAUCACGCAGGCCGUGGCCAUGGAUGCCCUAUCUCUGGAGCAGCAGUUGCCCUACGCCUUCUUUACUCAGGCAGGCUCUCAGCAGCCGCCCCCACCACAGCCUCAGCCCCCGCCACCGCCACCGCCUGCAUCCCAGCAGCAGCCGCCCCCACCGCCCCCGCAGGUGCCUGUCGGUCUCCCCCCGGGCGGCUCCCUGAUGCCAAGCGCCAGCCUGACGCGGGGGCCCCAGCUGCCCCCGCUUGCGGUCACGGUACCGUCCUCUCUCCCCCAGUCCCCCCCAGAGAGCGCAGGCCAGCCACCGAUGGGGAUUGACAUUGCCUCGGCGCCGGCUCUGCAGCAGUACCGCACUAGCGCCGGCUCCCCAGCCAACCAGUCUCCCACCUCGCCCGUCUCCAAUCAAGGCUUCUCCCCUGGGAGCUCCCCACAACACUCUUCUACCCUGGGCGGCGUGUUUGGGGACUCAUACUAUGAGCAGCAGAUGGCAGCCAGGCAGGCCAAUGCUCUGUCCCAUCAGCUGGAGCAGUUCAACAUGAUGGAGAAUGCCAUCAGCUCCAGCAGUCUGUACAGCCCGGGCUCGACGCUCAACUAUUCCCAGGCGGCCAUGAUGGGCCUCUCGGGCAGCCCUGGGAGCCUGCCGGACACACAGCAGCUGGGCUACCCCAGUCACAGCAGCAUCCCCAACAUCAUCCUCACAGUGACAGGAGAGUCCCCUCCUAGCCUCUCUAAAGAACUGACCAGCACGCUGGCUGGGGUCAGUGACGUCAGCUUCGACUCUGACAACCAGUUCCCACUGGACGAACUCAAGAUUGACCCCUUGACCCUGGACGGACUGCACAUGCUCAAUGACCCAGACAUGGUCCUGGCUGACCCGGCCACUGAAGACACCUUCCGGAUGGACCGUCUGUGAGCAGCACGCCCGGCACACUGCCGCCCAGCCCCCGGCUCCGUCACCCCACCGGUCAGUGGUCCCGACGGUGUCUCCCUGAGCCUGGGGACGGCGGCGCUCCGUCCCUCGCAAACGGCCGAGCUUGUGAUUCUGAGCUUGCAAUGCCGCCAAGCGCCCCGCCCGCCCAUCCCCCCCACCCGGUUGUCCACCUCCCGCGUGAGGCCCUCGCGUCGCCCCCGCGGACCCUCCCUGCUCUCUCGUCCCCCCUGUAAGAUGCGGAAAGCGUGCUGGGCAGGGCCGCCGGGCUCGGGGGUGGGGCGCUGUGCUCUGCGACGCGGUGGGCUGAGGGGCAUCUUCCGACUGUUGUCCAGCUCUCACUGCCUUCCUUUAUCCCUGGCCCCCCCACCCACCCGUGCCCCCAGCCCGUGGUUAGGUAGUGAGCCAGCCCCACCCUGCCAAAGGGAGAAGGCGCCAGAGAGGGGGGCCGGGCAUGAAGCGAAAUAAACACUAUUUGGACUGCUGUCUUUUAUAUUUCUGAGCACACACACAGAGCUAGAGUCCAUCCCAUGGAGGUGGGAUGCGAACAUGUGAACAGAGCAUGCGAAGCAGCUGAAUCUUCCUGGGGCCCAGUGGGAAGCCCGGGCCCCUGCCUCACCUGCCCCAGCCAGGCCCCUGUGUGGCCACCUUUGCUGUGAAACUCCUGCCCAGGAGGAACAGGCCUGCUUGGGAUGCACGUGGAGGCAGGGAUUAUUUCUGGGGGUUUUGCAACUUGUUUCCAUCUUUCUUUCUCUGUACUGUGGUCACUGUUACUAUUAUUUAAAGAAUGGGGUGGGGAGGGGGUGGCCAGGACAUUUGUGUUGUGUUUCUUUUUGUUUGUUUCUUUAGUUUUGUAUUUACAUUUUGGUCGUAGACCAGUAACUGAUUCCUUCAAGCCAACACUUGCCUGAGAGCAUGUUUUUAUUGUAGAAAUCUAAUGUUAUAUAUAUAUUUGUAAGCUAACUGGAAGCAGUCUGCUGCCUGCCCAGGUCUGAGCUGCAUCUCUGAUCUUUUUAGUUUCGCCCCAUCAUCUCAAAACAGAAGGACAUAAGAUCAGGCAGGGCUGAGCGGGUAUUCUGGCGGAAGCUGGCAGCAGUGACCAGAGGUGCCUCUGCUCUGGUCCUAUAAUAGACACCUGGGAAGGAGCCGUGGCUUUCACCAAGGGUCUCUCAGCCCAGCUCUGCCAGGCCCUCCCGAGGUGCCAACCAGUCCUCAGGGCGGGCCUGUCCCAGACCUCGUGGCCGGCAAUAGCUGUGGCCCCUCAGCUCGUAGAUGCCCCAGAGACAAGGCCGUCCUCACCACCCCACUCUAGGAACUGACCGACAUUCGUUCCCUCUGGCCAUGCCGCUUGUAGCUCCUCCUGGCAGGCUAGACGUGGAGGCCAAGAGCAGUGUGCAUUUUAGCGGUUGGUUUCCAGGUGCUUCUCAAAGUGCCUCGGGAGGCCCAGGUGACCAUCCGUCGGGGCUCACUGGCGCGCCGGAGGCCGUCCCUCUGCCCUACAGGCCCUAUGAGUGGGUGGUAGGGCUGGCUUUGUGUUCUGUCGGUUGCUUUGGAAUAGGAACCUCUGUUUCAUUCUCUCCGACAUCGCAUCUCGCAUCUGGAGUUCUUGCUCCUCCACCUGCUGGCCGGGCCGGCACCUCUUGCUUGGUGUGUUUCGGCCUCCGCCAGGGUCUUGGGAGCACCCACCUCUGUCUGUGGGAGCCGGGUUUGAUCUCCUUGUUCCCCAGCCAGGUGGUUAGCACUCAGCCAAGCGGCUGGGUGGCCAUACAUAUGGAAAGUCCCCCACCCCCAUCCUUGGUCAUUUGACCUCCACUGCUGUUUUGGAGGCUUGGGGACACUGUGUCAGUCCAUCCAGGUCAAGGGCCUGUUAUGUUUCCAUGACGGGGGCUGGGGCGAGGAGUGGGGACUUUUUUUUUUUUUUU
Messenger RNA from Phacochoerus africanus (Common warthog), 3916 nucleotides. It is a transcript of the gene CRTC1, whose product is annotated as CREB regulated transcription coactivator 1. Gene Ontology annotation, molecular function: cAMP response element binding protein binding. Gene Ontology annotation, biological process: protein homotetramerization; positive regulation of transcription by RNA polymerase II. The record is from RefSeq and is a predicted model, not a curated record. Gene Ontology annotation, cellular component: nucleus; cytoplasm. Bases 30 to 1979 code for a protein of 649 amino acids. The transcript is spliced from 15 exons. Lineage: Eukaryota; Metazoa; Chordata; Mammalia; Artiodactyla; Suidae.